Molecule: messenger RNA, 5909 nt
Organism: Amoebophrya sp. A120
Lineage: Eukaryota; Dinophyceae; Syndiniales; Amoebophryaceae
Source: the annotation of a GenBank genome assembly
GUUGGCGAAUAUCGAGGUGCAGUCCUGGCUUGAAGUCGUUGCCAGCGCCGCGACAACAACAGAAGAAGAUGUUGAAACUCGUGCUGUCGACGCAAAUAAAACUACAGCCGUAAGGAAAGAGAUCGGAGCGGCAGAUGAAAGUGUAGUUGAUGAACAAAGGGAAACCACUGCCAGUAAAGAGACCACUGGCAGCACUACAAGCACCACCGCAGGCUCAGGAACAUCGUCCACCCCGGUCGUGUGUCGGCAGACGCUGCAACGGAUAAAGGACCAGAUCGAGAAGCAGUUCGACUAUUGGCAGUCGGAAUUUCAGGACUGCUGGGACUUGUGGCAGUUGUCCACGGAAAAGCUGCACAAGACGGUGGCGAACAAGAACAAAAAACUGGAAGAUUUGGAGCGGAUCCUGCUGUGGAACCAGGAGCUGCAUCAGCAGGUCGCAGCCGGGAAUAAUAAUCCGGUGGAAAGUGGUUCUACUCAUGCGGAUUUUGCCUCGCCAACAUUAGCCACGGAAGAGAGCAAAGGUGCAGCUGCGACAUCAACAGCAGAUAAAUCCAGUGAUCAUGGCGCAACAACGAGCGGCCCAAUGAGCAAACAGGAAGCAGCUCCUACUUCAGUUACAGAGGCGGUUUUGUCAACAAAGACAAGCAAUCCACGCAGCAGAACGUUACACACGAGCGGUAUCCGAGGGAAGAGCGCAGCGACCGCCGGCGCGAACGGGUAUCGAGUUGUGGUUCGCAAAAGCAAGCGCACCGGAGCUUCAGGCAAGCAAGACACGACGCUGUUUUCAAACGGUUUUCUGCACCUACAAACCUUCUCGAAACAGUUGUUGCCGAGCCGGCAGCAGUCGCAACCUGCUUGUGCCGGCAGCGGUGGCUCGUGCGGCGGGGAAAGUAAAGAAGAAAAAGCUCCUCUUUCUGAAGGAUCGAACGCCAGUAAGAACGCUCCGGUGAUGGGGGCCAGUGCCACCAUCUCAGAAACUGCUGGAGAGGUCGUGAAGACUUGUUCCAGCUCUGGCACUGCAGAGCCGGCUCCUCAUCCGCAUUCUGAAGAUGCAGGAGCACUCACGGUGGACCCGGACGUGAUCUCACUGGCAGCAAAUAAAACUGACGGCCCUGGGCUGGGGAAUCGCGGAGGUCAAGAUCCAGUCCACCAAAAUGCACUUAGUGACACCGCGGAGGCUACGUCUGAUGAACGCAAAGUACCAGAACCAGCGGAGCACGCUGGUACCGCUUCGCUUUCUGAGGGGGCGCAGGAGCAAGGAAAAGCCGAAACAAAAGUUGUUGCCAAACGCAAUCAAGAGCAGGAACCCACACAAGCUCCUGCGGCAACAUCUCUCGUUUUAUCAGCGACCGCAGCCGACACACCUCCUGACGGAGAUCCUGAGUCCAUUGCCCCACCAGCAGACGAGCAGGAGAAGAAGCCAGUAGGUGUUCUUCCUGCUACUGCUCCUUCAAUUGCGACCGCAGCCCAACAACUACACAGUGCUUCAUUCGACAACUACAGCACCGCGGUGGAAGAAACUACGAUGCCCUUGGUGUCUUCCUCGGAGGAGGAGGACGAGGACGAAGAUUCCGCUGAUUUUUCGCCGAUAACCUGCCGGGAAAACAUCUCCAGCGACGAAGACGACGAGGAUGACAUUGUUCCACCGAGGUUACUAGACGACGGAGGUCAUGAUGAUCUAAGGGAUCAGCCUGAAGCUCCUUCAGGGGUAGCUCUUGUGCCCUGCAUAGUGUCCUCUCCGGCGGUGUUUUCCUCGAAUACUACCUCUCCACACGACCAAGAGAACGAAGAGCCGUUUAACAAUAGUGCUCGCCCGAGCGCUCGCUGCAGCUUCCAGCUCGCGGAGAUUUUGGAUUCGCCGAGCGGGGCAGGAGGAGGAAGGCUUGAGCAGUUAAAGUUUGACCUGGAUACGGGGAAGCUAGACGCAGAUGUAGUAUUCACAUCGGCUGUGCCGCUGGGAGUGAACGCAGAUACACUUAGUAGCGCUGAAAAGCAGGGGCUGCAAGAUUCGCCGCCCGGAGAUCAUGCCGAACAAGCGAAGGUUGCAAACGGUGAGAGGGGCGCACCUGAAGACACCGAGGAGAAACCUACCAUCGCUGGCACAACUCCCGACCCGGUGCCCCUCGCGGAGCGCCUGGCGCGCAGCUCUUCCGCCAAAAGAAGAAGCGAGUGCUCGUCUGGUGUCAAGGUGCAUAGCUUUGGACAACAAGGUGAGACUCCUCUUGCAGCUCGAGUGUCAACAACGACCCACCCGUCCGCAUCGCCGGUGGAGGUUAAUAAGACGGAUGUUGAUAUUCUUCCGGAAGUUAAAACUGGCGGAACUUCUGCUUCUCAUUCUACUACCACAACAGCACCACCUCCACCCCCUUCUGCUCCCGAACCGGCGACGAACGAGCCGAUUCUGCAUAUGCCAGGAUAUCAGCUCACCACGAACAACUUCUACUCGGCGCACGGAAACAGGAACUUCUAUGGACCCCUGCUCGAGUACGAUACCAUCGUCAGCCGCACGUUCGCCUUGCCGGACGAGGUUUCCAUCUGUUGCGCCUACGUGAUCGCAAAUCUGCUGUUGCUGGAACUGCACCAGAGCGUGCACGCCGUGCCAGACGGCUUUCAGAGACUGAAACUGCUGGUGUCGUUACUCGGCGGCGAGAGCAGUCGGGAGAUGAAAAGGAACAACGACUACAGGAACGGCCAACUUCUACGGGGGGGUAAAAAUAGCAGUUCUAGUAGUCCGGUAGUUCUUGCAGCAGGUGCAUCAAACAAAGAGCACCAGGGUCAAGAAGAAGAGAACGGGAACCUUCAAGAACACAGCAAGAGUACAUCAAGCGGAACAACUCAGAACGGUGCCUCAAAUCGAUUUCGAAGCGAAAACAAAGCGGUAAUGUCCACCUCGUCUACUUCAUCUGCACCACCCACUGCUGCUAGUACCAGCACGACCAGCGCCGCCUGCGCAUCUAAGCCUUCUGGUUCGGCGUGUUUCUAUCACCUUCGCCCCUUCAUUGCGCUUCAACUGCUCUACCGUGGGCGCGAACUGACCGAACUGCUGCAAUUCGUCGACCUCGCGAGCAUCGACCGGGCGGAAUACCGAAAGCUGUGCUACUACCUGCAAAAGUCAAAAACGCCGGAAGAUUUCCUCACCAAGACGGGCAGCACCGGGGCGGCAGUAACAACCACGGCGACAACUACAACAUCUUCGUGCUCUCCGAGGAACGAACACAAUUCAACACCGCGAGAAAAUAAUAAGAGUAGUCGCGGCUCGUCCACGUUGAACCCCCCUAUUCAAAGUGGAGUUCCCUCGUCCUCUGCCUCUGGUACAACUACUGCAGCUGCGCCCGCACGCAGCAAGCUGAGCUCCACGUCUUUGACGAUUAUCAGUGGAUUAAUCCUCGACGCGAUGCACGCCUACUUGAAGUUUUGUUGCGAGGUUUUGUGCCAGAUCAGCAUCCAAUCGCCGAAACUACAGAACAACGUCUUGACGCUGAGCGACGUUAUGGUUCUGGUGGAGCACCAACACCAAGCGGGGUCGGUGGGGAAGAAAAGGAGGAAAACGACGAUUUUUGGAGGAGGAUCUCAGCGCACCUCUACCUUGAGUUCUUUGUCGGGGAGAAAGGACUUUGCAACCUCCACUACGCCUGGAGUGGUGUCGCUAGGUACCAUUCUGAGUUCCGGCGGAGGUGUAGCAGAUGUAGAUGAUGCAAGAGCCACGGCACAAGCUGCGCAAGAGCUGGAGAACGACUUACACGCACUGUCGAUUGAGGAAGCGGAGCAAUUUCUCGCCGAGAUCAACGCCUUUGUAUCCCUUCUCGCCUCGAAUGAAAACUGUCCGAAAGUGUUUUCGGGCGAACAAGAAGAAGAUCUACUAUUGCCACCGGAAGAGCAGGACGGCGCGAGCGCAACGGGAACGACAGCAAGCGGUAGUAGUUCUAAUCUCUUCGGUAAUAUUGACCCUAUGGAAGCGUGCUCCCCGCGGGCACACAUCAGCCAGCACGUGCUGAAAGCGGAAGGAAAAAGUCUCGGGAAUAGCCAUGCGAACAGGAACAAAAACAGCAGUUCAUCAUCUUCUUUGAGUAGGGCUGCGCAGACUUCUUCUUCGAGGAGACGACGGCCGGGUAAUGUAGAUAGAACGCCAAAAAGAAAAAAUCACAAACAGCAGUCGGACCAGAUCGCAGACGGGGAUGCAACAGCUACUUCUCUGUCGAAGCCACGAAAUUGGGGCCGGAAACACGCCGCGCUGACGUUCCAAUCAACGAAAUCACAGCUGUGCAAAGUCGCGAACAUACUAGAGCACGCGGUGCAGUUAUUGACGGUGGAAGAAGAAAGAUGGAGAGUGGUGUCUUCUCCUGAGAUGAUUGCGAACGACGAGGAGCUUGUGCCUUUCCAUCUCUUCAUUGUGGACGAAAACGAAAACAAGGAAAAUGUUGACAAACAGCAGCUACAAGAUCAAGAGAAUGGUGCGAACGACAUUGCUACAUCCUCAAAACCCGGCUCCAGCUGUUUGCCAAAAACGUCGGGAAUCUCAGUCGGCACUUCCGGAUCUUCCUCCUCCUCGUCCUCUUUUGUUCCUCCAGGUGCAAGAACAUUACCGCCUUCCACCUCGCAAGGUAGAGAACAACCAUCGAUAAACACGACAAAGAAGCGGCAAACAAGCGGUUCUGGCCUCUGCGGCCUGGGGGACAGUCGGGCUUCCAGAGGGAAACAAGAGGGGAGCGGGAGUACGAGCGACGCGACAACCGGAGGAACGAAAAAAAAGUCGGUUUUCCCUCCGAAUGCAAGCAUCAUCGACCGCCUUGCGCAGCAACACGAGCGAUUCUUGCGACAAACAGGCCGGCAAGCCGCGAUUAGGAGUGGUGCGAAUUCAACUACUAGAUGGAGAGACGAUUUUUCAGCUGGAAGGGAACAAGUACACAGAAGAGGAAAUUAUAGACCUCCAGGGCCUAGUACUCCUUCUGUUUCAGGACUUCUACCCACGGGUCCUCGUACAGCAGUAGAACGAGAAGUUCCACCUCCUUCCACAUCAACUCCAACCGAUCGAUUCCUGCACCGUUCGCGAAUUGUUUUGCUGAGGAUGUUUUUGCAGUUGAAGGUGGAAGAUUUGGAGCGGUUGGACAAGAGCAUUAAGCAGGACGUGACGCAACUGCUGAAAACCGCGGUGUCACACUGGGGCCAGAGGGAAGCGCUGCUGUUGCAGGCGAUCCGGGGACGGAGAAGGACCGACGCCGAGAUCCUUUCUUCUUCCUGCAUGACCUACUACUUCCUAGACAGCUACAACAGCAUCAUCACCUCCACACGGAUGUCGUCGAAUAACGGCGGUAGUGCUUCUUCUAACCAAGAGAUGAACCGACGUGCUGCUGCAAUUAUGGAAGAUCUUCGCGAUGGCGCAGAUGCAGGUAGUAAAUGCGACGAGGACCUCCAACAAGAGGAGCAUUUUUACCCGGAAGACGAAGACACCAUCAGCAGGAAAUACUGGGUCAGCAGCCUGUUGCAAUGGCACGCGGACCCAAAAAAGUGCGUGUCUGACCCGGAGACCGGUCAGUUCGUAUCCCCGCUGCAGACCGCGGAACGGAGAAACAUGGGGUUUUUGUUUGAAGAGCAUGUUGUUGGAUAGGAGCUCCCAUACCCAUGCGUCAAAAUCGUGGAUGGGGUGGGAUGAGAGGGUCCUGCGACAAUGAGGAUUGACUGCGAGUGCGACUUCGACCUCACUUAUUGCAGUGAUGAGAGUGACGAGCAUUGAAUCAGAAUCCUGCGGUUGGAGUUGGUCUCCCCCGAUAGUGCCGAUUUUGGUAUAGAUCCAACAACAUGGUCGACGGUCAUCUGCUGAAUAACGAUGACAAAGGGCACACCCACGAUGAAAAGCGUCUUGGUAGAUGAAGAAGUCGCACAACAAAUAUAACGAAGAUACGAAAUAGAUG